GAAAAGAGCUGAGCACCAACACUGAGCCAGGAUUACCAGCCAACUGAAGCACAACCGUAAUGGCCGAACUGUACAACAGGAAUGCUUCCCACCUUCCAUCCAGCGACUGGUGGGAGGGGCACCAGGACCCCUCGCAACACAGCAGGAGAGGUGGCGUAGAAAAUCAAGCAACGGAUAGUCUAAGAGCUGGCCAGUCUCUGACAGGUACCUCUGUUGAGCAAAUAUCCCAGAGUAUGAAAACAUGGAGAAAUGUCACCAUUCAAAUCACCAAUUACAGCACAACUUACACCUUAUCAAAUCCAAGGAUCCACACCACCCAGGGAUACUGUUUCCAUCCUCCACAGCCUACGAUUGAAAAAAACACCAGUGAAGCCUGCUGCUUCUCCAAAACCGCACAUGUAGCUCGUGGAGCUAUUGGAGUCAUGACGUACCAAAUCCUCACAGAUGAUAGACACUGUGUUGCUGAACUGGCCAUCAUGUUCUCUGUGCCUUAUGACAACAACUUGUUUAGAAACUGGUUUGCUCUGGGCAUUUAUAAAACGCCCAUAUCAUGUGAUUAUAAUCUGUUCUAUCAGAUGUAUUAUACCAACGGUCCUUUCACCAGAGCCAAAGGUACAGGAAAUUCCAUAGAAUAUCAUGGAAAACGUGUUUAUGUGAAAGGAACAAUGUCUGCUUUUGGGCAGUCAAUAAUGAAAGUUGAAUUUAGGGAUCGUUAG
Messenger RNA from Colossoma macropomum (tambaqui), 716 nucleotides. Its product is annotated as bryoporin-like. Gene Ontology annotation, cellular component: pore complex. Gene Ontology annotation, molecular function: channel activity. The transcript has 5 exons. Bases 60 to 716 code for a protein of 218 amino acids. Lineage: Eukaryota; Metazoa; Chordata; Actinopteri; Characiformes; Serrasalmidae. The record is from RefSeq and is a predicted model, not a curated record. Gene Ontology annotation, biological process: monoatomic cation transport; pore complex assembly; cytolysis in another organism.